Molecule: messenger RNA, 471 nt
Organism: Aegilops tauschii subsp. strangulata
Lineage: Eukaryota; Viridiplantae; Streptophyta; Magnoliopsida; Poales; Poaceae
Source: RefSeq, a predicted model, not a curated record
AUGGAGCAGUGGUGCCGUGCGGCCGGGGCGAUGGCGGACGGAGCCGGGCGGGGCGGAGCUGAGGGGCGGUGGCGGACGGAGCCAGGCGGGGCGGAGCUGAGGGGCGGUGGCGGACGGAGCCGAGGCGGGGCGGAGCUACGGGGCGGUGGCGGACGGAGCCGGGGCGGGUCGGAGCUACGGCGGGCGGGCCGGGACCGGGCGGAGUUGCAGCGGACGGGGCGGGGCGGACGGGGCGGCGGCGUGCGCUGCGGCUGCGGCCGGUUCCGCGGCGGGCGGGCGGCGGGGCAGCGUGGAAGCAGCAGCGGGUGCGGGGGCAGGGCCGGAUCUGAUAUGGGCGGCGUGCGGCGGGUUGUGGGGGUGGCGGCGGACGGGCGGGAGGUCGCGGGCGGGCGGGCGGGAAAGGAAAGGAAGUGGCGGUUGGGCGUUCGCGGGCGACGACUGGUUUUGGACCAGAUGCACCUCGUGAUGUAA